GACAGAUGCAGGUGAUCAAGGUGACCCUGCGGCAGAGGAGACAGGUGUCAGCAAUUACCUAAUGACUGUCUGACUCCUAUAAAAACAGCAGUCUGUGCUUCACUGCAAUGCUGCUGUCUCAGUUUGAAGGAAGUGAAGAAUACUGACUGAAAAUGUCCGGCCGAGGGAAGAAAGCUGUACCCAAACCAAAGUCUGCGGUGUCCCGCUCUACCAGAGCAGGGAUCACGUUCCCUGUCGGCCGAAUCCACAGGCUGCUGAGGAAAGGCAACUACGCUGAGCGAGUUGGCAACGGCUCGGCGGUGUACCUCGCAGCCGUCCUGGAGUACCUCAGCGCCGAAAUCCUGGAGCUGGCAGGAAACGCCUGCCGUGACAACAAGAAGCAGCGCAUCGCUCCUCGCCACAUCUUGCUGGCAGUGAAAAACGAUGAGGAGCUCAACAAACUUCUGGCAGGGGUCACAAUCUCAGACGGCGGUGUCAUCCCAAAUAUCCAGGCAAUCCUUCUCCCCAAGAAGAGCAAGAUGCCAAAGGAUGACAGUUCAGCGAAACAUGUUGAAUCCCAAGAGUUUUAAAUGUGAAUAUACAAGUUUUGUAAAUCUUUAUGAAAUUAUAUGGCAUUAAAGUAACUUUUUUUCUUUUAA
Acanthopagrus latus (yellowfin seabream) is the source of this 638-nucleotide messenger RNA. Its product is annotated as late histone H2A.2.2-like. Lineage: Eukaryota; Metazoa; Chordata; Actinopteri; Spariformes; Sparidae. Gene Ontology annotation, molecular function: protein heterodimerization activity; DNA binding; structural constituent of chromatin. The record is from RefSeq and is a predicted model, not a curated record. The transcript has 2 exons. The coding region runs from base 153 to 569 and encodes 138 amino acids. Gene Ontology annotation, cellular component: nucleosome.